This is a messenger RNA of Sycon ciliatum, 4638 nucleotides long. RefSeq lists its product as uncharacterized. Gene Ontology annotation, biological process: protein modification process. The transcript is spliced from 19 exons. Bases 277 to 3864 code for a protein of 1195 amino acids. NCBI's taxonomy places the organism in Eukaryota, Metazoa, Porifera, Calcarea, Leucosolenida, Sycettidae. The record is from RefSeq and is a predicted model, not a curated record.
GCAACAGCAGUCGUUGAAUGGUAGAUCUACAGUUAGGGAGGACAGAAAUGUAAAAUUAUUGAAAGGACGCUGCCUGUCUUUAGUGGGAGUGGUGUCUUUGCUGUGCAGCGCUUCCCUGAACACGUACCUGGUGAGUUAGCUAGCUCGAACUCGGAAAGAGAGAGGGAGGUUCUGUCUUCUGGCUUCGUAAGCACACCUCGGUCGUCGUUCAAGCACGACGAAUCCGAGUGAGUGGAGUUGGGAGCUGUCGACUUCCAGCACACGUAGCCGAGGACCAUGGCUUCUGUAGACUUCAAGUUCAAGGAGAAUCAGCCGCCGCCGCUACAGCACGCUAUGGAGAAGAGGGACGACGCAAGCAAGUCAAACAGAGGGUGGCCUAGUGCGGUAGUGCCACUACUAGUGGCGGGCACAGCCCCAGUGGCAGUGGAACUGGAAGCGAGUACGAGUGCGGCGCGCGCAGGAUGCAUGUCUGCAGGCGUGACCUCGGGAGAUGUGAAAGAGAAGAUUCUGGGUCUGUCGAGCCCUCAUCGUGUUCUACGGUCUCAGCAGGCUGCGGAGGCGUUCGUCGUCGACUUCGCCGAUGUUCACACUUGUCCAGUUCAGGCACAGCCCGCUAACGCUGCAUACGAUGAUGAUGACGAGGGGUCAACCAGCGACGACGGGCAGCCGCGUGCGCGCGAAGAUUGCGAGGGUUCGUGUAGCGACCACGAUGCUGGAGAAGACUUGCCAGAGCAAGCACACGGAGAAGAACUACUUCAUGAGGUUGGUGGUCCACCAUGUCCACGUAACGGCGACACCUGGAACGCCGAGGGCGAAAAGGGCAAUGGCAAUGGGGCGGCUGCGUGCCUGAGCACCAACACCAGAGCUGGCGAUAGUAACGAAGACGACACCGACAACUCCGCAGCAGCCAUGCCGCCCAGGGCCCAAAGAAAGGCCGGAAAGAAAGAGGUCGGCGACACCGCCGCUAAGACAGAAGAACCAUCUCUGCAAAGUGCAUUUCAGAAAUUCCGUGCCAAACGCCAGGUAGGUAGUAUUGUGAAAACCAAACGCAAACCUGUCGCCCCCGCCGGUAAGAAAAAAGCUGCCGGGAAACGAAAGCGUGUUGCAGUAAAAGCGAAGAACAAAACUGGCAUAACAUCAGCCAGAGGUCGACCAGGCACGGCGCGGGGUGCGCAAUUGGUUGCAAAAUCCGCGAGGCGUGAUCUUAAGCUGCAGCAGAAUCGGGCCAACAUCAAGCGCACAGACGCGGCGGAAAUGGAACGGCUGCGAUGCAUGUUUCUAGAGAGGACAAAGCAUUACUUCGGCGUGCCCUACGCUAAGAGAUAUCAGAAAGCAGGAACUCCAGAGUACGAUGCACCGCUGUUCCUGGACUGCUGCGGGCUAGUGAGACAAGUGCUGCGUGACUUGGCCGACGAGUUUGGCUUUGCCGUAGGACCUUGGAACCAGGCAUACAUGUAUGAUACCUUACCGAUCAAGCUCAGCGGACCAGAAGAGAUGAAGCCUGGUGACCUGGUCUUUGUGUCCGGCAUCUACAACAAUCCAAAGUCCAGGAAACAGAUUCAUAACAUGGUACAUGUGGAAGUAUGGGCUGGUGACGGCCUGAAGACAAUCGGAGCAAGGUGGUUCCGUGGCAAAGUGCAAGUUCACGAUAGCUAUCAAUACGAGUCGACAACAUACCGGGACAUGAAGUAUCAUUUCUGCUCCAUUGAUACCUGGCUGCAAGGGGUGUGUAAAAGCUUCUGUGAGACGCAUCGCUGGAACAAGGACCUGGCGUUGUACAGCAAACACUCCGUCUUCUAUGCCGCCGAUGAUGUGCAAGAAGACGAAACAGGUGAGGGGAAAACCUCAGUACCAGCAUUGAGCGAAGCAGGAUCAACAACAGCAACAGAACAAUCAACAACACUAGCAGCAGUUCAAGCAGAAGAAGCAACACCAUCAACAGCAGAAGCAGCCCCUGCAACCGCCACUCCAACAGCAACAGCGGAAAAGUCACCAGCCGCAGCUUGUCACGGCAGCACUGCCGGCAAAAAAGUGAUGACCGGUGCAGCAAAAGGAACCACACGUAGACCUACGACGGUGGCUGCUAGAAGCAAAAGUUCCCCGGGAGUUGUCAAGCAUCCAAGUGCAAAAAUCUCCAUUCGAGCACCUCCGAAAGCAAAGAAUGGACCGGAGAGUUCUGCGACAAAGCAAUGCGAGCAGAGAGCUCGCCAAACUGACCCCUCGGAUCCAGCAGUACAAGAAGCUAGCAGCAAGACCGCCACACGACCAGACAUGCUGAAGGCUGAGGACCAGGGCGGCAUAGCACAUCCAAACUCCGAGCCAGGUGGCAAUGGUAGCAGCAAGGCAACAUCAACCUCUGGCGAUAGCUCUGCGACAGUUCAAUCCAGUGCAGCCAGUGGAACCGGCAACCCAGGCAAGGCCACUGCAGCAGGGAAAAAGAAGACGUCUUCCUCAACGGCGGGGAAGUCCAGCAAACCUCAUGCACGCAAGAGCUCCGUGCCGAGUUGUGCCAAGCCGGCGUCAUCGCAGUCCAAGAACGUCUACUGCAUCAGUGGAGGCAACGGAGGAUGGAUAGUUGACGAAAUACUGAGCGCGAGGGGAUGGCGUAAGUCUGAUGACCCAAACAUACUGCACUACAGACUGAAGUGGACAGAACUGAAAGUUAACAUCAACUUUGAAGCGUUCAGAGCAGGUGAGCAGCUGGUCAAUCACAUUCCACAGAUCGAGUUGCUCACCACCAAGGUGAACCUGGCGAUGACUCUUCGCGAGUACGACCGCUCUUGUCAAAUGUCUUACCAACGCGGCCUCAGCAGAAAGGCGCCGAUGUCUGUGGGCAGCUUUCUUCCCAUGACCUUCAACAUGGAACGGAAAGCCGACCGCGAGGAGUUUAAAAUGACCUAUGAAGAUGGAGACAUCUGGAUCUGCAAGCCGUCUGCCAUGAACCAGGGCAAGGGAAUAGAGCUGAUCCGCAGCAUGGCCGAAUUCUGCCAGAAAUUCUCAGAACCGAUGAGCAGCAAUGCGGCAGGGGGAGAUCCGUUUGCCUCCACAGCUCUGCCGUCACACGGUACUGCUGUCAGUGGUGGUGGGGGUGAUGCCGAGAGCGCCGCAAUCCGCCACGCCCUGGCCAAUCCAACGCGUAGCGCCAUGGCCUCGUCUCUGCCGAAGAAGAAGGCCGCUCUGCCGCACAAGCGUCUCCAUCAGUACACCUACGUGAUGCAGAGGUACAUAACACGCCCACUGCUGGUGGAGAAUUGCAAGUUUGAUGUGCGCUGCUACAUGCUGAUAGCCCACACUGCGCCGUACAUUGUCCUCUUUCACCAUGGUUACGUACGCCGCUGCACAGUAGCAUACAGCGAGGACACACUGGACCGUAGUGCACAUCUCACUAAUCAGGCAGUACAACGCCAGCAAGCAGGCUACGAACACGUUAAAGAGGACACCGUGUGGUCUAUGGAGCACUUACAGCAAUGGCUCAACACAAACUGGAAACACCCAAAUGACGGCACGCCUAUUCCUCCGGACUUUGUCUCCAAAGCACUCACUAAGCGUAUGCAGCAGAUAAUGAUGUUCUGCUUCAACAGUGUGAAGUCGAAAUUGCCUACGAACAGUGGUGAAUUCGAACUGCUUGGCUUCGACUUUCUCAUCGACGAUCUUUUGAAGGUGUGGCUACUUGAAGUAAACACUAACCCAGCUCUACAUACUAACUGUGAUGUGCUGAAAGAUCUCAUACCACCACUCGUCGAAAACACUCUCGACAUUGUUCUGGAGAUUGCCCGUAAAGCAAGACGUGGUGAGCGUCUUCUGCCGCUCACAAGCGUGAACAACUUCACUGUCUUGUAUACCGAGGAAGGACAUCGCCGAUGAACGUUUGCCUGGACAUCUUCCACUUCAGUCUGUGUGUGUGUGUGUGUGUGUGUGUGUGUGUGUGUGUGUGUGUGUGUGUGUGUGUGUGUGUGUGUGUGUGUGUGUGUGUGUGUGUGUGUGUGUGUGUGCAUGUGCGUGUGUGUGCAUGUGCGUGUGUGUGUGUAUAUGUGUGUAUGUGUGUGUGUGUGUGUGUGUGUGUGUGUGUGUGUGUGUGUGUGUGUAUGAGUGUGUGUGUGUAUAUGUGUGUGCUGCCAUACAUGGUAUCAACGUGGACAAGCAUAUUCUUUGUGUAGUCGAGGACUACGAGUACCUUUCACCAGGCUGUCUUGAAACAGUCACAGCUGUAUGUACGUUUGCUACCGACCCUGACGCACAAGCACACGUAUACUGGUUGAGCACCACCGCAUAUACCUUGAACACAUCUGCACACAACUUGCCCGUGAGCUGCCAUGUACCUCGUACGUGUGGAUGGAGGUCGAGGCUGACGACCGCCUCUGCAAGUCUGGUAAUAAACUCGUCCGGGGCUGCUUGGUUACCUUGCCCGCAGCUGUAUGCCAGUAUCUGUGAUCCCCGCUGCACCGGAUUAUUCCUAUCAUCUGCCCAAGUGCUUGUACAAUUGAUGAGACUCAAUGUUAGUUUUUAGAGUUACUUCCUGGUAACGCCAAUAUUUCAAUGUACUUUGUUCGAAUUUGGGGCUUUCCCUUCCUAACUGUGUGGUAUUUAUACUAAUAUCAUUGUUGCUCAGUCUCUAUGGGUGAAUACUGAAUAGACGAA